Messenger RNA from Musca vetustissima, 359 nucleotides. RefSeq names its product peptidyl-prolyl cis-trans isomerase Fkbp12 (gene Fkbp12). Gene Ontology annotation, molecular function: peptidyl-prolyl cis-trans isomerase activity. NCBI's taxonomy places the organism in Eukaryota, Metazoa, Arthropoda, Insecta, Diptera, Muscidae. The transcript has 2 exons. The coding region runs from base 33 to 359 and encodes 108 amino acids. The record is from RefSeq and is a predicted model, not a curated record.
GUUUUAACAUUUAACAAAAGCAAGAAAACAACAUGGGUGUACAAAUUGUGCCAAUUUCUCCCGGUGAUGGUAGCACAUUCCCCAAGAAUGGCCACACAGUAUCGGUCCACUAUACCGGUACCUUGGAAAAUGGCACCAAAUUCGAUUCGUCGCGGGAUCGCAACAAGCCUUUCAAAUUCACCAUUGGCCGUGGCGAAGUAAUCCGUGGCUGGGAUGAGGGCGUGGCUCAAUUGUCUCUUGGCCAACGUGCCAAAUUGAUUUGCUCGCCCGAUUAUGCCUAUGGCUCACGUGGUCAUCCCGGUGUCAUUCCACCAAAUGCCACCCUCCAUUUUGAUGUGGAAUUGUUGAAGAUUGAGUAG